CAAACCCAAACAAGCACGUGUGAGGGAAAUCGAGUUUCAGGAAGCCUAGAAGGGUCUCUCUUUUAAUUAAAGGAUUUAUUGAUGUGCAUCAGUUUGUGAUUCCAGAUGUGACUGGUGUGUCAUGUAUGCUAAAUACAAGAAAGAUCUAACAGACAAAACAUCCUUGGAGCCGAGUGGUCAUGGACAGGCAGGGCCUUGUCAUCGUAAUGACGUCAGUGAUGAUGUUAAGAAGGUUGUCACAGACUGCUGGGUGGAGGUUGGUCGUCAGAUGAAACAGCAUGAUGAGCUCCGCCCACAACCUGUCACUCACAAUCUGCCCGCCCCCGGAGGAUGGAAGAGUGUGCACCUCUUCGUGUCAUCAACAUUCACUGACUUCUUCAGUGAGAGGGAGAUUCUUGUCAAAAAGGUGUUUCCUGAGCUUCGUGAAUGGUGCAGUGAAAGACGAGUGAAACUGAUCGAGGUGGAUUUACGAUGGGGAAUCCCAUCUGAUUCUACAUCAGGGGAGACAAUCGCCAUCUGCUUGGAAGAGCUGGACAACUGUCAUGCAUCCAGUGAAGGUGAACCAUUCUUUCUCAACAUGCUCGGAGAAAGAUAUGGCUGGAUGCCUGACAAAAAUGUGGUUCCAUUAGAAGUGCAGAAGAAGUACAGCUGGAUUCUGGGCUCCUCCAUUACGUUCAUGGAAAUAAUGCAUGGAGCUUUGAGAUCCCGGAAUCGGAAUGCAGUAUUCUUUUUCCGAGAUCCUUCAUUCUUGUCAGAUCUUCCUGACGAAUACCAUCCGAAGUUUGAAGAUGUAGAUUCAUUAUGUAGAGAACACCUCCGUGUUUUAAAGUCAAAGUUAAAGGAGAUUUUCCCGGCCAACACAUUUGAUUAUACAGCUACCUAUGGUGGUAUAGAUGCCUCUACAGGUCGAAAUAUGGUGCAGAUCACAGAUCUUGACGAUUUUGCCAACAAGUGUUUGGCAUUCUUCAAAACAGCAAUAGAGAAAAAAUAUCCUGACCAGCAGGAUAUUACAAACUAUAAAGAAACAGAUCAGGAGAAAGAGCUACAGACGAUAUUUAUCACACAGAAGGCUGACCUCGUGAUUGGUCGGGAUGAUGAUAUACAGGUCUUGAUGAACUACAUAACAGGAGCUGACUCGGACAAGCUUGAUAAAAUAGCCAAAGCAGAGACAACAAUAAGAGAGAAAGGCCAAGCCUGGGAGCUGUGUGAUGAUGAUAAUCUUGUUUGUGUGGUGGAGGGUCGAAGUGGAUGGGGAAAAACAUCUCUCCUGUCUCGCUUUGUCAUUGAAACCAACACAAAAAUGCCUGAUUUAUUUUUCCAUUUUUGUGGAAGCACGGCCCGAAGUUACAGUGAACAUGAACUGCUGAAGUCAAUGAUAGAGUUUUUAUCACCAGAUCUUUCAGAUGAUGAGCUGAAGUUGUUGAAAGGUUCUACUGAAGAACAGAUAGAUCUGCUUAACACCGUUCUCGUCAGAUUCCGACAGUGUGAGAGAAACGCCAUCAUUGUUGUUGAUGCUGUCAAUGAGUUGAAUACCAAAAACUCAAUCAGUCAUCUUGCCUGGCUUCCACCGAGCAUUCCGAAGAAUCUCCGGAUGGUGGUGAGUUGUAACGAACACGCUGUGACGUUAGCCAGACUACGAGAACACCCAGCCUACUGGUUCAAACUGGCACCACUCAGCCCAGAGAGUCUGAAGAACAUAGCAAUCAAGUAUCUGGGCAAUUUCAAAAAGAAGUUGGAUGAGCAGCAGCUGUCAUGCCUGAUGACUCGGAGCCAGGUGGACGGGCCGCUGUGGAUGACGUUGAUGUGUGAGGAGCUGCGGGUGUUCGGAGACUUCAGGACGAUCAACAAGAAGAUUGAAGAGAUGCCCGACAGCCUGGACGGAUUGUUUGGUGUCAUUCUGCUCCGUCUGCAGGCUGAGGAUGACACGGGAUGUAUCAAGAAGGCUCUCUGUUCUAUGGCGUCUUCUGAGGCAGGUAUUCUGUCAUCGGACAUUCUGAAGGUCCUUGGAGACACAGAAAAGAAAGAGUUCGCCCCGGCUCUGCACUGGGCCCAGGCCAGAAGACACCUCAAACCUUACAUUCGGGUGACAGGCUUUCCUGAAGAAUACGUCACAUUUUACCAUGAAGCCAUCUGGAAGGCUGUCAGAAAAAAUCUUUUGUCGACACCCGAGGAAGACCGGACGUGGCAGCGCCAUCUAGCCAAUUACUACCAAUAUUGGUGUGACAAGCCCUACAUGAAGGCUAAUUAUCUCCCCUUACAUUUAAAGAGGGCAGGAGAAAAUGAACGUCUGAUUGAGUAUCUCCGUAAUGAUGCUAAUUCCAUGAUGAUGGCUCCAUUCCAACGCAGCAGAUAUUUUCAGGAUCUGCGAUGCUUCCGCCUAGCAGACAAAGUGAUGUCGAUGACGCAGGACGUGAAGAUAUGCUGGAUGUGUUGUAAAAGGAUGCGAGCGUUCAACCCAGGCAACAUGAACCUAGCUGAGCACAGCUGCGUCAUUUGUGCCGCUCACUGUUUUUCUUUUGGCAACCGUCAGACCGGCCGAAUCUGUUCAUUCCAUGCCAUGAAAUUCAGAAAUUCAUGCUUUUUAUGUAACCACUACAUAUUUCCAAAUGAUACUAAGGCUAUAGCAGGCAAACUGUGUAAUGGAUGUGCGUUUGGAGUUAAUGGGAAAAAGUGUGUGAUGAUUAAUGUUAAUUAGGGUAAUAAUAAACGGUCCACUGUAAAAUUCUGUAGCCAAAUCAGUCGGGUUCAGAUUUCAUACAAAUAGUCUCCAAACUUUAAUAUUUGUGUGAUAAAAUAUGUUGAAGAAAGUAACGCAUACUAUAGUCCGUUCCACAGGGAACACAUUUUUUCAAUACUAUGGAAUUUACUACAAGUUAUUUAUUUCUGAGCCAAUUGUUUUCUAAAUUGGACACAAAAAUAGUAUGUUUUUGUUAUUUUCAAAACAUGUUUACUUUUCUUUUUAGUUUUUUCUUGCCUUCUGCUUAAUUCAUGUUACUUCUUGACUGACUACUGUACAAAUUACUAGACAGUUAAGUACACCAGUACUUGUAAUAAGGUUUCAUGCUGGCAGUUUUAACUUAUUGACAGACUUGAAGUUUGAAUAGUGUAAAGGUUGUAAAAGGUUAAAUACUAGUAUAUUAAUUUGUGUGGUGAAGAAGAUACCUAAAGCACAGUGUACUCAUUAUGUAAAACGUAAACAAAAUACUAUUGGCUGUAUUCCAACCUUAUAGAAUGUUUGCUUCUUUUUUUCAACAUGAUAUAUUUUUAAAAAGUACUCACCAAUAAAAUGAUUGACAGACUGACUGACUGCAAAAAUGGUGAUUUAGUUUACAGCACUGGGCCCAGUUUCAGAAAACAUCGUAAGCCUAGUGAAACUACAAUUCUUAUUACUGUUACAGUUCAACAAAUAUAGUUUGAAGAACACAUAUUUCAAUUUCUUUUGUUCUUAAAAUACUCCAGCUUCCUUAAUGGUGUAACUUUCUGCGUGAAAUAGAUGCCAAACACAAGUAAACGCACGGGCGGUAUAACUGCUAGUAGCAGACGUAAACUUAUGAUGUUUAGUCCAAGGGUGGAAACAUUUGAGGGAGGGGACCAAGGGCAAAGGGCACAUAGAGCAACUACCUGAAAAGGCCACUUCAAUGAAAAUUGUAAAUAAAUUGUUAAAAUUUAUGGGCACUUUUAUUUUUUAGGGGGAGGGACAGGUCCCCCUGGUCCCCACCCUUGGAUCUGCCCUUGGGAUACCGGGUCAGUACCCAGGAGAGUUUGAUGGGUGCAUAUGCAUCCCCAACAGAUAUAAUAUUACUAGUAUUAGGUCCAUUUUGGUUCAAUUAAAUUUUUUGUUGUAAUUUAUGUCAUUAUAGAUCCUCUCCCUCCCCCCCAAAAAAUGCACUCUUGUGCACUCCCGCCUAGGAAAUCCUAAAUACCAACAAGUGCCUGCAGACUCUAUAAUCGACCGUUUGUUUAAGGAUUGCCUUUGUUCCAGAUUUAAUAUAUAUAAUAUGUAUAUGUGGGUUUCUUUUUACAUACUUGUACUUGUAAUAUUUUAUCAUGCAGUGGACGUUUUAAAGACAUUUAAAUAUGUACAUAAACAGUAGGAUAUUCUAUUAUUUAUAUUUUCAUUGAUCUAUGGGUUGAUUAGACCACCCUUUUAUCUGUUUUGAAUAUUGAGAUUUUUAUACAUAUCAUUCUGUUUUCCAUGUGAUGUGCUAAACAAAAAUGAUUAUAAAUACGUACCUCAUUUGCUGAAAUAAAAGCUGCAAUCUUGAAUAUAUUUUUUAAUAUUUAAGUAAUUAAAAUAAAUGAUCCAGUUUAUUGUAUUUCCUAGUAUGUGUAAUGUUUGCUGUUGGUUCUCUAAUCAAGUUCAUAUCAACAGUUAAAGGUACUUUGCCAUCAAAAUAGUUUGCACAAUAUUUCUGCUAAAUUCUUAGAGAUGCUUGCUUGGAAUAUUAUUGUAUGCAUACUAGUGUGUGCAUUCAAAUGUCCCUUUGUUCAUGUAAUGGAGAAUGUACGAGGAGGUGUAUAUUUGUGAAAAAAUAAUUCACGAGCCCCAUAGGAGCGAGUUCAUUUAAAAAUUGUUUAUGAAUCUACACUUCCAAGUGCAUUCUCCGAUUUAAUCCAUUAUUCAUUAAACUGCUAAAUUAACUUCUAUUUGAUGUUUUUGUAAUUAAAAUGGCAAAGAAUAUUUACCAAACUAAUAACCCAAAACGAUAGGAUCCUUUAGAACCUAACCUGAACAAUUUGGUCAGGAAAUCCUCAGCAGUGGAUGGCUGAAUGACAUUAAGCAUGAUGUAUGUGCUAAAUGUGUAAUCUCUCUUUACAGAUUUAGUUUCCGACAAUCUCACCAUUUAUAAGACUUAAAUUACAUGUUUAUUUGAUGAUGCAGAUGUUUGCAAUCAUUGUACUUGUUCAGAUUGCAUUGUUUCACAGGCGUAGAUUCUUGAAAAAUAAUCUCCACCUAGAACAAUAGUUUGACAUCACAGAUAUGGAUUAAGGAAGCUGUAAAAAGGUUUUUGGCACCUGUAAUGGAUUACUCCAUAAAGUGGCAGUCCUCCUACAGGCUGAAUUUGGAACCAUAUACCAUGGUCAAGAACAGCUCUGUAGACAAAGCACCUGAUAGCCAUGGCAUUAUACACUCAUGGCUCUAUGAUAACAUCUUUUGGAAUCAGUCCUGUGUAGAGCUGCCAUUAUGAAUAUGCUAAUGACAUGCAUAAUUGUCAUGGGUUUUUUUUUACGGCUUCUGCUACACACUUUAAAUUUUGUAUAUAGUUAUGGUGUAUUACUGAUGAGUAGAUUAACGCAGAUUAUCCUCAAUUUUCUCAUAAAAAUACCGUAACUCCUUCCGAGGGCAAAGUGCCUUUAACAGAAACAGAAUCUAUCUGCAUUCUUUUUAAGUAGAACAAUGAAAAGUGAUCGUUUCUGUUAUUGUUAUGUUUGUACAUGUACUGUUAGAUAUUGUUUACUUUAGUUACUAUACAAUAUGUUACUCAUUUCCUGCUCUUACCUGUUACAUUAUAUAUAUUUUACAAUAUAUUUAUGGUAUAUUUAUAGUCUGCACAUUCCUAUGUCACCAGGCAUGUAGCUAAUCGGAGUAAAAGAGACAAGGGCAAUAAAUUCAAAAUUCUGUUUAUUUUUAUUUUGUUUUUUGAUUCAAAUCAGUUUCAUAUUGAGAUAAAUACUUAGUAUCUGUAUUAAAAAUCAAGAAUGGCAACUACAUAAAUUAUUAUAGUUUUGUGAUAUUAGGUAAACAAUGUACUUAAAACAACCAAUCUGGAGCCAAACAAAAAAGAAGCAUGCCAUCACUUCGUGUAGGCCACUAUUUUGUAAUCAGCAGCAAAUGGUCUUUUAAAUUAAACUUUUCACCAAUAGGAUAUCACAGACCAUAACCUUUGAUGUACAUUUGUAGAGUAUUGGUUGAAGUUAAAACAAAAGCAUUUUUUUCUCACGAAAUGGGACACCAUUGCAUCCUUUGUCUCUCAACUAAGAAUAGCUACAAACCUGAAACAAACUUUACUUCGAAAUAUUCUUUUACAAAUGUUAUACUUAAUUUGUAUCUUUGAUAUUUAAUUUAUUUUACAAAGCCUUACAGAUCUCGAAUAAAUUUUAAAAUGAU
This is a messenger RNA of Gigantopelta aegis, 6109 nucleotides long. RefSeq names its product TPR repeat-containing protein DDB_G0287407-like. The record is from RefSeq and is a predicted model, not a curated record. Bases 122 to 2695 code for a protein of 857 amino acids. Lineage: Eukaryota; Metazoa; Mollusca; Gastropoda; Neomphalida; Peltospiridae. The transcript is spliced from 19 exons. Gene Ontology annotation, cellular component: Cul4-RING E3 ubiquitin ligase complex.